Molecule: messenger RNA, 569 nt
Organism: Musa acuminata AAA Group (dessert banana)
Lineage: Eukaryota; Viridiplantae; Streptophyta; Magnoliopsida; Zingiberales; Musaceae
Product: protein FLOWERING LOCUS T-like
Exons: 4
Coding region: 45-569 (174 amino acids)
Source: RefSeq, a predicted model, not a curated record
CACUCCCACGUUUCUGCUACCAGUGACUCCUGCAAUCCUUAAUCAUGUCGAGGGAUCCUCUUGUCGUAGGCAAUGUGAUUGGUGAUGUGUUGGACCCGUUUGUCACUUCCGCGGCGUUUCGGGUGAUCUACAACAGCAAGGAACUCACCAAUGGAUCCGAGCUCAAACCGUCCGCCGUCGCCAAAGAGCCCCGGGUUGAGAUCCGAGGACACGACAUGAGGACUCUGUACACGCUGGUGAUGGUGGAUCCAGACGCACCGAGCCCCAGCAACCCGACCAAAAGAGAGCACCUGCACUGGUUGGUGACAGACAUCCCAGAGACAACUAAUACCACCUUUGGAAAUGAGAUCGUCUGCUACGAGAGCCCACGGCCAACAGCUGGUAUCCACCGCUUCGUGUUCGUGCUGUUCCGGCAAUCGGUCCGGCAGACGAUCGACGCGCCUGGGUGGAGGCAGAACUUCAACACCAAGGACUUCUCCGCUCUCUACAACCUCGGGGAUCCCGUCGCGGCCAUGUUCUUCAACUGCCAGAGAGAGAACGGCUGUGGCGGAAGAAGGUAUACAUCGUGA